GAGAACCACAAAUUAGCUGAAAGGAGUAGUGUUCUGGCUACUUACUUUUCUCUGGUAAACUUCUGGGCUCACUCCAGGGGCCAGUUUAGAGUUAUAUUUGCCAUGUUGUCCCAAUUCCUUGAAGCUACUUUAUGGGCUUAUGGAGCCCAUCCACUGUCUUCUAUUACACAUACCACUUCUGACCUCACAAUCCUUUAACUGCAGCCCCAGGCCCCGCCCCAACUGUCAAAAGCUCUCUCAAGUCUGCCCAGUCUGGGCCUCCUUCAAUUUAUAAAUCCAUCUGCCCCUUCAAUCCUCUAGCCCUAUGGGCACCCUCAGGCCCUCGGGGCCGUAAGAACACCUCCCCUUCUGCAUGAUUCAUCACGGAGUGAAGAAUGAAAUGACCUCAGUAGCAUGUUUAUCAUCAUCAAACAUGGAGACAAUCAAGAGUUUCUGGUCAAUACCAAUUGCUCUGUCCUCCUGUUGCUACAUUACACCAGAAAGAAAAUGGGAUUACGGAAAACAGACACCAUUGAUUUGUGUGAUGAAUCGGGGACCAUGAAGUUACUCUUCCUGUCAAAGACACCUGGAGACUAUGCCAGCAAAUUCCUUACAGCUCGAAAUACCUACUAUGUUUGUAAAGUGGAGCGUGGGGCACCAGGCACCAGAAUCCACAAUUCCUACAAAGCCAUUGUGCCCCUCCUGAAGAAUCCAGAACCUGAACUAGUUGAGUCACUUCUCACACAAUGUGAAUUCCUGGAGAGGAGCCGAAUAAAGAUGCUUAGAACUCUAGAAGCCAAGAGACUGGCAGCCAUGGAAUCCUCUGUAAAUCUCCUGGCAAGAUCUCCCAAGAGUAGUGGAACCCAGCAGGCCCCUAGCCCAAGCAGCCAACUGAAGUCUAAAGGGGGGCGAUCAGAUGAAGAUGGGCCACCUUCCACCCGCAGACCAUUCUAUAAGACUAGAGCAGACUUUCUCAAGAGACAUCAUUAACUCAAUAAAAUGACCAAGUGAGAGCAGCAAC
Grammomys surdaster is the source of this 1000-nucleotide messenger RNA. It is a transcript of the gene CUNHXorf65, whose product is annotated as chromosome unknown CXorf65 homolog. The record is from RefSeq and is a predicted model, not a curated record. The transcript is spliced from 6 exons. The coding region runs from base 394 to 969 and encodes 191 amino acids. NCBI's taxonomy places the organism in Eukaryota, Metazoa, Chordata, Mammalia, Rodentia, Muridae.